GAAGAAGAAGAAUUAAAUGCUUUGAAUGUUUGACGUCAUGCUCUCCUGGUCUAAAUCAAUGCAGUCUACAAUUAACAGCAUCGCUAUGGAAACCGGCCCAGUGUUAAUCGGUGCACUAUAGCACAGUGAUUUUGCCUGAUGACAUCCAAACCAAAGGCCCAGGUGGCACCCCUGCCACGGACAGAGAUCCUUGCAUACUGGGUGCUGUCCUUAGGCUCUCACCUGUACUCUUUCUACCAACUGCACAGAUUCUCCAAAGAGCAUGAAGCAGGAUUACAGAAAGAAUUGCAGUUGGAAAAAGGCCUCGUUAAGGGUUUUAAAAGGGACCCAUCAGACUUCGAGUGGACCUUCUGGACUGAAUGGGCCAAGAAGUCUUUGUUGUGGACUCUUAUUGGUCAUGGCGUGAUAUCAAGAUUGACCAUCAUCUUUUACCCCAAGUUGAGGGUGCCAGCACUCACGAUAUAUGGCCUCUUAGCAGCCAGCAGUGUGCUGGGGAUUAAAGGCGUGAGUGUGCUGCUGGUACAUCUCGGCCUGUCCUUUUCAGUGGCCCAACUGCGAAAGUCAUCUCUGUCAUGGGCCUGCAACCUGCUGCUGCUCUCCACACUUCACAUCCAACCACUUCAAGAGAUCCAGAGGGGCUGGUAUAAGAGCGAGGAGGAGUACUAUCUGCUCCUCUUCAGCGUUGCCGUCUGUGGACUACGCUUCAUCAGCUUCAGCCUGGAGCAUUGCUGGGCCCCUGGAGACCAUGGUGGAGUUGUGCAGCUCUGCUGGCUAUUUUCAUACACCUUCUAUCAUCCUUUUUUCUACAAUGGACCCAUUAUGACGUACAAAGAUUACAUAGAGCAGAUGCAGAGAUCUUCUGAGGAGUGUGAUGGAGACAAGUCUUUUUUUACUUACUUGGUGCUCAGAUUAGGACGGAUUAUUCUGUGGUGGUGCAUCGCAGAAUACAUGAUCCAUGUAAUGUACAUGCACUCCAUCCAGUCCAAUGAGACCUACUUAGAAAUCCUUCCUCCCUGGGCCUUGGGAGGUCUGGCCCUGGCCCUCGUCCAGUUCUUCUUUGUAAAGUAUCUGGUGCUGUUCGGCCUUCCAUCCAUGCUGGCGACUUUGGAUAAACUAGUUCCCCCAAAGCUUCCCCGUUGUGUCAGCAUCAUGUACAGUUUCACAGGGAUGUGGAGGCACUUUGACGAGGGUCUGUAUCGAUGGCUCAUCAGAUACAUCUACGUGCCGUUGGGGGGCUCGCGGCAUGGUCAUCUUUACAAAAUGUUUUCAACUGGCCUCGCGUUCGGCUUCGUCUGCCUCUGGCACGGCGGCCAUGACUACUUACAGUACUGGGCCCUGAUGAAUUGGGCUGGAGUUGUGGUGGAAAAUGGACUGAAGUCUCUCUUUCACUCCUCGUUUAUUCACUCCAUUGUUAAGCAGAAUUUCUCUGCAGCGAUGGAGAGGCGCUGCAUUGCCUUUCUGUCUGCCUUCUCCACUGCCAUGCUCAUCCUCUCUAAUUUGGUGUUUCUUGGGGGAAUACAUGUUGGCAGAAUCUUCUGGAAGCGUGUCUUCAUUCAAGGCUGGUCUACCAUUGCUCCUCCUAUGCUGGCUUUCCUCUACUGCUUUGCUCAGAUUGGACUUGAGUGGACUUCUCACCCACCUUGAGUGCCCUUGACUUUCUAAUCGGAGCGAGAAUCCCUGCUACCAGACGACCAGAGCAACCUGCUGAGUCCAGUUCCUUGUUCCCUCAGCAGCCAUGAGAGCCAACCCGGCUCACAGCCACAGAACCCGUCCAAACCUGGCUGAAGUGAAGCUGAGCAGCCACUUUUUUCACAACCUGCAAGACCAGGCAAAAUCGGUCUGUAAGCUAGGACUUAAAGGAUCAGUGCUGGUUCUUUUGAAGGAGAGAGAGUUUCACGUGCAAACAAACUGCAGGCCAGUCUCUGAUAGGAGCCCUGACAGCAUGUUUUCUACCCAACAAGCUUCACUGAAUCACUGUUAUUCUAAGGAACAGUAAAAUGAAAAUACAGCCCUGAAUCUGUCUUCGUUUGUGGCUCUGAUAAGGUAUUGCUCAGUGGUGCGGUAAGCCGGAGAAAUGCUAAUUUCAUAUUUACUGUCCUCCUUUAGCUCGCCACCAAAGCAGUUGUGUAUUCAGAGGUAGAUAGAAAGCACAGAAGACUGAAUGGAGCAGCAGGAACCUGAUCAGUGUCACUAUUCCCCCCCUUACAUAUGCAACCUGGGUGAAGUAGAAUCACGCUGAUAUUAUAAGUUGUAAUAGCUUAAUAGAGACAAAACACUUUUGAUUUAGAUUUUUCAAGUACGUGGAAAUGUUUUAAUGCUAAUGUCUUGAUAUAUAAUGCCACAUAUCUCCAAAAUGUCAACUGUACGAUACCUCAGUUUACGUUUGGAUUAAAACCUUGUAUUUCAAGUUUCCUGAUUAUAAAUAUGCAUCCAUGUUCUAAUGGAUAACUUUACUGUACCUGCUGUAAUAGUUCAUUCAGUUUCUUUGCUCCAUACAUUCAGGUCUAGAGUCUCUGGGUAUUUUGAGAAACUCCUUUAACAUCAACCCAUAAAGCUCUUCCAGAACUUGUUUUCAACUUUUCAUUAAAAACAGCUUUAUUUUAAUUGUGACAAUUCAUUAUACAGAGAGUAUUGAAGGCACUUCUAUGAAUAUUUUUAAGUGUAUUUUUCCUUUCUAAAAAUCCUGUGAAUACCAAAAGCAAAAAUGGUUUUGUCCUUGUCUCAAUACUUUCUGACUUCCCUUCCCUGUGUUUGGCACUCUGCCCAAAGAUCAUUUACUUUCACAAAUAUAUGUUGUUUUCAAUUUUUUGUGAUUUCCUAAAAAAUCUGGGCACUGUAGUUCUUAGCAGAUAUCACUCACACAACAAUAAAUAGUGUAUUUGUUGGACUGUUUUCAGCUGCGGAUAAAUACACAUUUGGUGCAUUAGUGAGUAUUUACAGUGUUAUGUGAGAUCACCAUAAACUACAGUGCCAAGAUCAUAUUAACAUUGAUAAAAAA
Messenger RNA from Anoplopoma fimbria (sablefish), 2998 nucleotides. RefSeq names its product hedgehog acyltransferase (gene hhat). Gene Ontology annotation, cellular component: endoplasmic reticulum. Gene Ontology annotation, molecular function: palmitoyltransferase activity. Gene Ontology annotation, biological process: protein palmitoylation. The transcript is spliced from 12 exons. Bases 139 to 1644 code for a protein of 501 amino acids. NCBI's taxonomy places the organism in Eukaryota, Metazoa, Chordata, Actinopteri, Perciformes, Anoplopomatidae. The record is from RefSeq and is a predicted model, not a curated record.